CAACUUCCACAGUGAAAAAUGGAAACCGAGCCAGGAGGCGGGGGCUUCUUAAGCUCAACGAUUUUUUAAAAAUACAAGAAACAAUAACAAGAAGAAGAAAAGAAAAAACAUUAAUAAUAACAGAAAAGGCGUAAAUUCAACUUCCACAUUGAAAAAUGGAAACCGAGCCGAAAUGGGCGGGGCUUAAGCUCAGUGACGUCACGCGUGCCGCCGAGAGGCAAAACCCGGUCAAGGAAAGACAGACCGACAGUCAUGCUUGCGCCGCCGCUGAGACACCUGCAUUGACCUCUUUUUGGAAUCUUUUCCCAUUUUUAUUUCUUGUGUCAGAGUAAAGAUAUUUUAUUUAUUUUUCUGACUGGAUAUUUUUCUGUGGUUUUAUUUGUUUUCGAAGCUUUAUUCAUCACGUUUAAUGCAAAAUGUAUAAUGAAUUACAGGUGGUAUUUCAUCCAUGCUGUACGCGGACUGCAGUGACGUGUAAAAAAAACAGUGUUAAGAGAAAGGAAUAAUAACAGAAAAAAUAGCAAAGGAUAAAAAUCAAGAGAAAAUUUAUGAAGUAGCAAGGAAAACAGAAACGGAGAAGACAUGAAAUAAUGGAAACUAUAAUUGAAGAAAAAACAAUUAGAAAACACAACAUCGAAUAAAAUUAAAGAAAAACAAAAUCAAUCAAACAAAAAGAAAAAGAAAACAAAUGAUGACAUAAAGAAAAGGAAAACAAGGAAAUUAACAAAAGAAAAAAGAGGAACACAAAGGAAAACGAAAAAAUAAAGAGAAAUAACGAGAUAAAAAGAGAACACAAAAAAAAAAACGAGAAAAAAAAAAGAAAAACGAUUAAAACAAUACUCCAAACAAAACAAAGCAAAAAAAAAUCAAGAACAAGAGAAAAACUGAGAUAAAAAGUACCCACGACGCAAGAACGCCAAAUCUACGGGCCUUGUUCCAGUGGCCAUUAACACAGGAAACCGAGUGGGUUGUUCGCACGGCCUAAUGAUCGCCGAUAGAGCCCCGUUUUCUUUGCUCUGAGGGGUGUCUUCGGCAAGCACGGUGCAUGGGCAAGAAAAGAAAGCGACAGGCUGUCGACGCCCUUUCGCCAUUCCCUGCGCAGGAGGAGAAGCAGGGAAGGGAGGAGAGGGGCGGAGCGAGGAGUGUGCUCUCCCCCGCUGCCGCCGCCAUGUGGAUCAGCUUGUCCAGACACUCGACCGCCGAGCAGAACGUCGCCAUGCCACCCUCACGGCACUCUGCUGCCACGCCGUCCUCGAGCCAAGACCGCAAGGAGAAGAACUGCCAGAAGCGCGCGGCCGACGGAGCUCCCGCCCAGCGCAGUGUCCGCAGAGGGGCGAGUCCUGUUCUCACAGGUCACACUUCAUCUUCAGGAGUCAGCGUCGACAACCUGAGGGGCGUCUGUCGCAGCGACGUCCCCACCAGGAAGUCAUUUCGGCUGGUGGGCCACUCCAGCAACCCGCGCGAGGCCCGAGGGGAGGGUCUGCUUCCCUACUGGCUGGAGGAGACGCCCUGGAGACCCACAGAGCCGACGGAGGUCAGCGGGUUGCCGAGAGACAGCGGCCAGACACACCAGGAGCAGACGCCGGGUUCGCCAGGCUCGUUUGAUGUCAGGUGGGCCUCCCUGAAGGGUAGGAAUAAGCGCAGGCUGUCGGGUAUAGCGCAGGAGCGGCCUCCUGGUUGGGAGGACGUGAAUCUGGAGGCCAACAAGAAGCACAACAGCGCCCGCCGAGCCAAAAAUAAGCUGUCCCUCCGUCCGUCGUUUGUUAUUAAGAGCGUCGAUGAAUGCGCGCGGGGUAAGGACAGGCCCUCGUCUCUGGACCUCCAAGGACCUUCGCACGGCGCCAGGGUACAGGCCGGCUCGUCUGACGUUUUUGAUCUGAAAGAAAUCACGGAAAAAGUAGACAACAUAAUAGCCAACAAUUCUCUCCUGGAGAGGCAGCAGUGCUCGUUUUCUACCACCAACGUGGCGCCGCACUCAGCGUGCAACUCUCCGGGCGAGACAGCGACGUUCAUGUCCUCCUGCAUCGCGGACCGACACCUGUGGUCUUCCACGGACAGCUUCAUCUGUGAGGACUUCAUGUUCUCCGACAAGCGCCGCUGCUUCAACGACUCGGCACACGAGGGGAUGCUGCAAUCGCUCCGAUCCUAUUCCCAGAUCUUCUUGAACCAAAUGAACCUGGACGACCCCCACGAGGCCGAGGCCCAAGGCACAGAGCGUAGUGCGUCCCUCGCCUCAUCGCCCCAGCUAACUCCACCUGGUUCGCGGGGGUCGGGGGAGAUGCGCAGCUCAUCUCCGGCUCAAGAAGAUAUUUCGAGCAGCUCUAGAGUUUACGAUCGCUUGGGCUUGGCCGAGGACAGGGAGUGUUCGGGCGGCAGGCAGAGCGCCUCCCCUUCCCCCCAGGGCCUGAGUCCCGGCCGGCGCCGCCACUGGAUAACUUUCGAUUCUGUCGAGCACUUGAGUGAAGACGUGUCUCACACCCCUACUACCGACACCUCCUCGAUCGACGACAGGCAUGGGACCAGCCCUGCUGAAGACGGCCCUGACACCGAGAACAACCAGGCAGGAAUGCUCUUGAAGGACCACCACGGCAGCACCGCCAACCUGAUGGAGCCACGUCUCGAGCAGCCACCAGAGAACUACCAGGGCCGCCUCGUGCGAUCUUAUUCCCAGCGCGGACGCCGAGCGAGCAGGAGAGUCAUAGACUCGGUGAGUCGCCGAAUGAAACCCGGCGAGUACGACAAAAUGAGGGAGCCCAUCCCGCCCAUGUUUUCCAAGGCCGCACUCACCAUGCACACGGGCCCUGGGCUCUUCGAGGAGCGACAGCCUCCCAAAAUCGAGUCUCCACAGAGGGACGACCUUGAGAGCCCGCAGGAGGAGAACGGCGCCGUCGCCCGGUCCUGCACUUCCCCGUCCACGAAGGAAGACAAGGCGGAAAGGCCCGCGACGCCUAGGAUUUCCCUGACUCCCAGUCUGCCCUCGCGCGUUGGCUCCCUGCGCUUGCCCAAGAUGCCGGCAGCCUUCGUUCGUCGCUCCGUGUCCUUCGCCGGGCCCAAGGUGGAGCACAGCGAAAUCAAGUUCCAGCGUCUGUCCGAGAACCGCGGGUCCUUCCGACGUGCCAUGUCGGGGCUGGGAGCGCUUGCCCGGAGCUUCAAGAAGGGCAAGGCCAACCCGGACUCCCCUGCCACCACGCCUUUACAGAGCCCCGGCGAAGAGAAGAGAGCUUCCAUCUGUAUCUGUGACAGGGAUGAGAGAGGGGCCUUUGCCAGAGACAAGGAAGCCAAACAGCGCAGUGCACAUAGAAGUGCUAGCGUCAAGGUACACAGAAACAAGCAGGUUCCUCACGCGCCCAGGCUACCUCGCCGCGCCAUCGCAAGGAACUCGGCCGAACCUUUCACUCAUACCUGAGACCUCCUCAGAGCUGGCUGAUCACUCUCCUUUGCACUCUCACCUGGGGAUCCUACUCAACAGCUGCCGCCACACUCACGUCUGAGGAAUCACUCACAGUUGACUCCUCGCUCACACAUGGGGCAGUUAUGAAGUUUACUUCUCAUCACUCACAUAUGAGACCUCACUAUCAACAGUUGACUCAUGACCUGAUGGUUCUUAUUCAGCAGUUGCCUCAUCACUCACGCCAAUAAUAUCAUUAUCAGCAUGACUCAUCGCAACCGAACUAGAUAUGCAUAUGCAACAGCUGGCUCAUCCUCCAUUCCUGAGUCUUAUCAACAGAUCACUCCUCAAAGACACCGGAAAACAGUUCGUCAUUCAAGCAAGACCCCGUUCUCAACAGCUGACUUAUCACUCACACUUGAGAACUACUUUUCAACAGAUUACUCAUCACUAUUCCUGAAUACCUCGUACUCAAGUGACUCAUCACUCAAAGAAACGGUUUACUCAAGAACUCAUCAACAGGUCUAUAUUCUCGAUUAACUCAUCACUCAUCACCCAUGAGCUCCUUACUCAUAGCUGACUCAUGAUCCACCGGUUACAUGAGUAUCGUCUAAAGACCCUCUAUCCUCUAUUUAUCUAUUUCUUUCUUUCUUUCUUGGCCUUAGUACAUCGAUCUUUGUAUAGAUUGUGGAUGUACGUUUGACUAUUAGCCUGUACUUUUUAGUAAAUAAAACCACUGAGUAUGGUA
Molecule: messenger RNA, 4136 nt
Organism: Penaeus monodon (black tiger shrimp)
Lineage: Eukaryota; Metazoa; Arthropoda; Malacostraca; Decapoda; Penaeidae
Exons: 4
Coding region: 1046-3406 (786 amino acids)
Source: RefSeq, a predicted model, not a curated record